Molecule: messenger RNA, 1582 nt
Organism: Ahaetulla prasina
Lineage: Eukaryota; Metazoa; Chordata; Lepidosauria; Squamata; Colubridae
Gene: RUNDC3A
Product: RUN domain containing 3A
Exons: 11
Coding region: 83-1444 (453 amino acids)
Cellular component (GO): cytosol
Source: RefSeq, a predicted model, not a curated record
GGGUGGGGAGGAGGAGGAAGAGGAAGAAGAGGAGGAGGUAGCAGUGACACCACCAGGGCUAUUGAGAGCAUCUUUCCCCUGGAUGGAAUCACAUUGUAUCCGGUCCACUAUGGCGCUGGGGUUGUCCUCCAAGAAAACCUCUUCCCGGAACAUCUCAGUAGAAAGGAAAAAUCUGAUUACAGUCUGCAGAUUCUCUGUGAAUACUUUAUUGGAAAAAUAUAUGAUAGAACCCAUCGAUGACUCAUCCGAAGAGUUUGUCAACUUUGCCGCAAUUUUAGAGCAUAUACUCAGCCAUCGCUUCAAAGGGGAUCAUGGUCCUGCCAGUUGGUUUAGCUCUGAUGGACAACGUGGCUUCUGGGAUUACAUCCGCCUGGCAUGCAACAAAGUCCCAAAUAACUGCGUCAGUAGUAUUGAAAACAUGGAAAACAUAAGCUCCUCCAGAGCUAAGGGCCGGGCAUGGAUUCGUGUGGCCCUGAUGGAGAAGCGCAUGUCUGAGUAUAUUGCAACAGCACUUCGGGAUACUAGAACAACCAGGAGAUUUUAUGACGAUGGAGCAAUAAUGCUGCGAGAAGAAUCGACUGUCCUUACAGGAAUGCUGAUUGGCCUCAGUGCUAUAGACUUCAGUUUUUGCCUCAAAGGGGAAAUUAUGGAUGGUAAGACACCAGUGGUUAUCGACUAUACUCCAUAUCUGAAGUUUACACAGAGUUAUGAUUACCUAAGUGAUGAAGAGGACCGGCACAGCCUGGAAAGCAGUACCAGUGAAGAGAGCUCUCCUGACCAUCCUUACUUACCAUUAGUGACUGCAGAAGACAGCUGGUACAUUAAAUGGCGCAAGAUAGAGCAGAAGUUUCGCAUCGUCUAUGCACAAAAGGGCUAUCUAGAAGAGCUAGUUCGGUUGAGAGAGUCACAACUCAAGGAUCUGGAGGCAGAGAACAAACGCCUGAAGUUAAGGCUGGAAGAGGUGAAGGUGCAGAAUCAGUUAGAGAAACGGGAAUUGGAAGGGAUCAUCCUGGAACUGCAAGAGCAGCUAUUUCCCUCCUCCUGCUCUGCCCUCAGGACGGGCCUCAUCCCUUCAGACAACAGCCAGUUCGUCCAACUCUCCAAGGAGAUGUCUGCACCCUUGGUGAACCAGUGGCCCUCUUUGGGUACACUGAAUGGUAAUGAAAGCCAUGCAGAAGCCAAGAUAUUCAGGAGGCACAGCUUCAUGAGCACAGAUCAACUCUCCACAGAAAUAAGCUUGAGUUCUGAUUCACAACGGAUGGGGGAAGGGAAACAUGAAGGGGAACCUUGGGGGCCACUGGGAAAGGACCCAACUCCAUCAAUGUUGGGCCUCUGUGGAUCUUUGGCCUCUCUGCCUAGCUGCAAGUCUUUAGCUAGCCUAAAAUCCAACGAGUGUCUGGUGAGCGACAGUACAGAGCCUAGCCCUGCUCAUAGUCCCAGCUGAGACAGCAGCAGACUAUUCUCAUAAAUCUUAAAAAUGUCUAUGAAGGAGAUUUUGGGUGGACAAAACAUCUUGAGUCAAGCCCCUUUGGCUUGUUUCAGUAGGUGGGGAGGGCAACUGAACCAUUUAGCCAGCUUGAUG